CUGGCUCUACUAUAUAGCAAAAAGAAAAAAGUUUUGGUCACCAAACUCUAUGUACAUAAGGUAUGUAAACUUACACAUUAGGAAAACUCACGUGAUCUGUAUUUUUCUACUUUUGCUCUGUAAUUUAUGUCGGAUCCAGAUCUGUUUGGAGAAUGAAGUAUUGGUUCACUAAAAUACUCAAGAGGCACUGAUUCUAGGGGGAGAUUUUCUAUUGACUUGAGUGAAUUGUGAAUCAGAUCCAAGGAGAUUAAUCCAGCUCUUUCUGCAGCCAGUAAGAAAUUGUGUGAUACUGGGAUAUGACAUGAGGUCAUUUCCAGGUCUCCACUAGAAAUCAGGUAAGUGGGCUUUUGAAACUCCCCAGGCACGGAAAAGCGACAGAAGCUGCUUUCAGGGAAAGUCGCAAGGAUGUGUGAGUCACUCCCGAAGUAUCAGGAAACGAUGCAAGGUGGGGCUGUGACAUGCACUGUGGUCAGCAGAUCAGAGAGAUGAGAGGAGAGAGCAUGAUCAAUGCCACUGGGUGUUUGGCAAUCUCGGUCUAAUUGAGAUUAUUUGGAGGCUGAAAACCUGAUUGGGUUUGGGUGUACCCUUCUAAAGAUAACCAGAGUCUCAUCCCUAGAAAAUGGGUCGUCUAUCAUACCAAAUUGUGAAGCAUAGUCUUAUUAGUCUUUCUCUAACAAAAUUAAUGGCUUUUGAAAAUUCGUUAUAUUUAACUGGUUAAGGCUGACAAAGAUAGAAACAAUCAGAAACACUGAUGCUCAGAAGUGCCGACAUUUUGGGUAGCAGAUAUUGCUACGUUUAUCAUUAUAUUAUAGACUUGCUCAGGAACUUUUUGUUAGGACAGCUUAAGAAUGUUUGCAUUCAAUUUUUUUUUUGUCAGACUUCAUAAUCUGUGUAGAAUGAAACCUUGAAAGAACUGUAGGAAGAGGACAAUAUUGAGAAAUUAUGUACAGUACCUUGUCCAUAAUGUGUUUCAGAAGAUCCUAUGUUGUCACAAAUAGACACAUGCUGCUGCUCAAAGGACUGUAAUAAAACUAGUGCUUCUGUGUAUUUUUCCUGCCAGUUUGAAAACCACCAGAAAACAGGAACCUUUGCUUAACGAAAUGAAACACAAUCUGGUGUGUCAGACACCUCCCACUGUCACUGUUCAUGUAAAAUCGAGUGCAUCCAGAUCACAUCAGCAAAAAAAACUUGCUAGACUAAAGCGACCUGCUUUUAAAGACCAUCAAGAAAAUUGUGAAAAAGGGGUUCCUAGUCAGAAAUAUAAAUGUCCCAAGGGACCAUGUCUAGUUAUUCAGCGUCAGGAAAUGACAGCUUUCUUUAAAUUAUUUGAUGACGAUCUAAUCCAAGACUUCCUUUGGAUGGACUGUUGCUGUGAAAUUGCAGACAAGUAUCUCUUGGCAAUGACUUUCGUUUAUUUCAAGAGAGCUAACUUCACACCAAGGGAGCAUACCAGAAUCAAUUUCUUCGUGGCUCUGUAUCUGGCAAACACAGUUGAAGAAGACAAUGAAGAAGCAAAGUAUGACAUUUUCCCAUGGGCUUUGGGCAAAGCCUGGAGAAAGCUCUUCCCCGAUUUCUUAAAGUUAAGAGAUCAACUGUGGAGUAGAAUUGACUACAGGGCUAUUGUAAGCAGACGCUGCUGUGAAGAGGUGAUGGCUAUAGCUCCAACACAUUACAUCUGGCAGCGAGAACGCUCUGUGCACCACAGUGGAGCUCUGAGGAAUUACGAUGAUCAAGUGCAGCUGCCCCGAGGACCCAGCGCUACUCCUACAGACUGCCAGCUCUGCGGUAAGAAAGGCAGAUUUGUACGACUCGGAUUAUCAUCUUCCUCCUCAUCUACUGACACUUUGGAGAUGAUGGAAUUACACUCAUCCCAGAAGCUGAAGGACACCUUUUCAAAUGAAAAAAUGCUCGUCGACUCUCCUUCUUAUAAAGCCCAAGAUUGUCAGAGCCUGUCCAGGAAAAGGCAACCAUGUAGCAUCCUGGAUCAAGAUAAGUCCAUGGACUGGUUUACAAGCAAUGGAGAAUAAAAUGCACUGAUAAGACAGAAACAGAUACUGUGCUUUGCAGAACAAUCUGGGCUGC
Sturnus vulgaris (Common starling) is the source of this 2082-nucleotide messenger RNA. The record is from RefSeq and is a predicted model, not a curated record. Lineage: Eukaryota; Metazoa; Chordata; Aves; Passeriformes; Sturnidae.